GCGCGGCGCGCAUGCGCGCUGCGGCGGGGGUUGGGGCCGGCCGCGCAGAAUGCGGCGGAGGUGGUGAGGCCCCCGCGGGGAGGGGGCGGGAGGAGGGCGAGGCACUUAUAAAUGGCGCCCAAGCAGGACCCCAAGCCCAAAUUCCAGGAGGGUGAACGAGUGCUCUGUUUUCAUGGACCUCUCCUUUAUGAAGCAAAGUGUGUAAAGGUUGCCAUAAAGGACAAGCAAGUGAAAUACUUUAUUCAUUACAGUGGUUGGAAUAAAAAACAGAAAUCAGAGCACUUCUUCUUACACUGGGAUGAAUGGGUUCCAGAAAGCAGAGUGCUCAAAUACGUGGAUACCAAUUUGCAGAAACAAAAAGAACUUCAAAAAGCCAAUCAGGAACAAUAUGCAGAGGGGAAGAUGAGAGGUGCUGCUCCAGGCAAGAAGACAUCUGGUCUGCAGCAGAAAAAUGUUGAAGUAUUUUUCAGACGAGAUGGAGCGCAUACUGUUUGCUGUUUGGAGACCCCUACCAUAUCGACGCGGAAAACAAAAAAGAACAAGCAGAAAACUCCUGGAAUUGGAGAAGGGAGCAGCAGCAGUGAGACUCCUCAGCCUCCUAGGAAGAAGAGGGCACGAGUAGAUCCAACAGUGGAAAGUGAAGAAACAUUUAUGAACAGAGUUGAAGUAAAGGUGAAAAUCCCAGAAGAGCUGAAACCGUGGUUGGUUGAUGACUGGGACUUGAUCACCAGGCAAAAACAGCUCUUCUAUCUUCCUGCCAAGAAGAAUGUUGACUCUAUUUUAGAGGAUUAUGCAAACUACAAGAAAUCUAGAGGAAACACUGAUAACAAGGAGUAUGCAGUCAAUGAAGUUGUGGCUGGAAUUAAAGAAUACUUCAAUGUCAUGCUGGGAACACAACUGCUGUACAAGUUUGAGAGGCCCCAGUAUGCUGAAAUCUUAGCAGAUCAUCCAGAUGCUCCUAUGUCUCAAGUCUACGGUGCCCCACAUCUGUUGAGGCUAUUUGUUCGGAUUGGAGCUAUGCUUGCUUACACGCCUCUUGACGAGAAGAGUCUGGCUUUGCUGUUAAACUAUUUGCAUGACUUCUUAAAGUACUUAGCAAAGAAUUCCUCUGCGUUGUUCAGUGCCAGUGACUAUGAAGUGGCCCCUCCUGAGUACCAUCGGAAAGCAGUAUAGUGCUGUGCUGCACUGCAAGGAAGGGCUCAUGGGAUCCUUGUCAUGCUGUCCACUUCUACAUCUUGUUCUUCACAUCUUUCUAUUGCACAUGUCCUCUACUGCACAAACUGUGUGAACAUAAAGUGAAUAAAGUUGUGUGUUGAAUGUGGAGCUGC
Phasianus colchicus (ring-necked pheasant) is the source of this 1328-nucleotide messenger RNA. The record is from RefSeq and is a predicted model, not a curated record. Lineage: Eukaryota; Metazoa; Chordata; Aves; Galliformes; Phasianidae.